UUUAUUUUAGUUUAUAAACAACUCUCUCUCUCUAUCUCUCUCUAUCUCUCUUUCUGUGUUGUUGUUGCUUAAGAAGAUAGCUGUUUUGUAUGAAAAGUCAGCGACUAUCUCUCUCUCUCUCUCUCUAUGUAUCUGUCUCUCUUUCUCUCACUUGUAGAAACCAUUCUCUAUCUUUUUUUUGUUACUGAAAGAGAAGAGCAAGAAUCAAGAAUCAAGAAUUCAAGAAUUCAAGAGUCAAGAAUCAAGAAUUCAAGAAUUCAAGAAUCAAGAAACUGCAUAUCUAGCUCCUACCUUGGAAAAUUCCCUUUUUUUUCUUGUUUUUAAUUUCUUUUCUUAAUUUUCUUGCUUCUUCUUAAUCACUAAAAUAAACCCAUCUUCCAAAAACCAAUUAUAUCCCACAAUUUUGCAUGCCUUCUACGUUUUGUUGGGUGCAAGAAGUUAUACCAGACUAUGUACAUAAACUUACUUUCUUCAUGUUCUUGAAUUAAUAUAGUAUGUGCAGUUUCUUUGGUUUGGAUAUGGACAACUAUCAAGGUGAUUUAACAGAUAUACUUAGAGCCAGUGGUGGAGCUUUAGGCCAAUCAGAUGUAUCCAACUGGGAAUUUCCAUGUGAUCCACUCAAUCUUUCUUCUUCUUCUUCAUCGGCAGCUGCAGUAAUGGAAGAUUCCAGAAAUAAUAAUAGUAAUAACAGCAAUAUUUUUGGUGAUCCUUUUUGUAAUAUGAGAGAUCCACUUCUUCAUGAGCUAAACGUCGCUGUUUCAGGUUCUACCUAUUUUAGCUCUCCAAAUCCUACAGAUCAUCAUUUGCUUACUCCUACUUCUACUGCUGCUACUCCUAUUGUUGUUCUUGAUGACACUAGAAAUGAUAUCAAUAACCAGAAUAUUAAUCUUGCUCGUAAAGUCUUUGAAGAUCAAGAAAUGAGUAAAAGCUUAUUUUCGCGGAUUCAGAUCUCACAGAAUGAUAACAAUAGUGACAAUCCUACUAGGUUGCCUGUCUCAUCUUGUGAUUCUGGUGUUAUAGCUGCUUCUUCGCGGGGCUUUAAGCCUGCUCCUAUGGUUUCAAUUGAUAUGAUUAAUACUAAUAGCUCUUCAAAAGGUUGUUUGAUUGAGAAUCCUGGGCCAGUGCAGAUCUCAUCUCCGCGGAAUCUGGGUAUCAAGAGAAGGAAGAGCCAGGCAAAGAAGGUGGUUUGUAUUCCAGCACCAGCAGCUGCAAAUAGCAGGCCUAGUGGAGAAGUAGUUCCAUCUGAUUUAUGGGCAUGGAGAAAGUAUGGUCAGAAACCCAUCAAAGGUUCUCCUUAUCCAAGGGGAUAUUAUAGAUGCAGCAGCUCAAAGGGAUGUUCAGCAAGGAAACAAGUGGAGCGAAGCCGGACCGAUCCUAACAUGCUAGUUAUAACCUACACUUCUGAGCAUAACCAUCCAUGGCCAACUCAAAGAAAUGCUCUUGCAGGAUCAACAAGGUCACAGCCACCAAAGAACAUUGGUGCUACUUCUUCAAAGAGCUCAACAAGCUCUCUGCAGGCUGAAAAGACAGGAAAUGCAAAGGAAGAAUAUAAAGAAAGCAGUAGCAAUGAUACAUUUUCUCCUACAAUGGUUUCAACUGCUUGUGGUAGUAGCUCAACAGCAAUAAAGGAGGAGAUCAAUGAAGAAAUUGAAAAGCAAUUGGAGAUGGAUAAUGACACUGAAUUAAGUGAAGGAGGUUUUCCUUAUAGACCUGCAAUGGCAGCAGAGUCGAGUCUGCAACAAUCUGAAGAUUUCUUUGCUGAUUUGGGUGAGAUUGAAGCAGACUCACUUGAUCUUUUAUUUAGCCAAGGAUUUAAUGCUACUAGUGGAGAUCAAGACCAGAAAGACGGCAAAUCCUUGGAUCCAUAUGGGUUCUUCGAUUGGUCAGGAAACAUAAACAAUAAUAUUUCAUUUGGUGAAGCCAAGAAGGGUUUAUAACAAGACCUUGAUCGAUGAUGAAGAACAAGAGAAUAACAUAUUCCACUCACUUAAAACACUAGUUCCUCUCUUAUAGAAAUUGUAGUUAUUUUUGUGAAAUUUCUAUUACACAUCAAGGUCCUGGUAUAAACCCUUGUCUUUAGGCUUUUCAAUUUGAUGAUGUCCUAGGGUUGGCUUGGAGGCUGGAGAUUUUCCUUUUCGUUUUUACUUUUUUUCUUAUCUAAUGUUAAAUUCUUAAAAGAAUGGUGGUUCAUCAUAGACCCUUUUUCAUAAAAUGAUAUUUAUCUGAUAAAUAUAUUUUGAUUUCAUGUACUA
Molecule: messenger RNA, 2252 nt
Organism: Jatropha curcas
Lineage: Eukaryota; Viridiplantae; Streptophyta; Magnoliopsida; Malpighiales; Euphorbiaceae
Gene: WRKY14
Product: WRKY DNA-binding protein 14
Biological process (GO): regulation of DNA-templated transcription
Cellular component (GO): nucleus
Molecular function (GO): DNA-binding transcription factor activity; transcription cis-regulatory region binding
Source: RefSeq, a predicted model, not a curated record